AUGCUCUUGUCGUUGGAGAGCGCUCUUCAGAUCGAGCAUGAGGCCCUUGUUCUGCAGCUUCUCGAGGUUUUGAAGCCGGGCCUCCACCGCGCCGAGGGUGAUAUUGGCCUCGCCGAGCUUCCGAAGGUUCUCAACGGCUUGACCGAUUUGAACAUGGCCGGAAACACUACCGCGUUUCCUGAUAAAGCGAAGCCUUCAAAAAGUAUAACAACGUCCGCUAAAUCGACGAGUACAGUUGUUGAGGAACCCAUGUCUAACCUAUCACAGCCAUCAUCAACAUCAAAAUAUUCGGAAUCAGAAGAAAAAUCUGAUAUUGAUUACGACGCCGAUGAUUGCGCAAAUAGGACGAAGACGAUACUGCAAAAUACUUUAAAGGAGGCUUUUUCGCGAGUUUCGUCCAAUAAAGAUAUUUGGACGGAAACGAUGAACGAACGAGGUUUUUUAGGUGUGACAGCACAUUUUCUACAAAACGAAGAAAUGUGUAUGUUUUACCUAGCCACUCGUGCGCUAAACGAAAGACAUACAGCUGAAUAUAUAUCGGAAACACUUCUGGAUAUUCUUGAUAAUUGGAAUAUAUCACAAAGUAAAAUUUGUGCCGUGGUGACAGAUAAUGCCAGUUCUAUGUUAGCAGCCAUAAGAACAUCUAUUGGUGAAAAGAAGCAUUUGCCGUGUUUUGCGCAUACGAUAAAUCUCGUUGUUGGAGAGACUUUAAAAUUACCUAGCGUUAAAACAGCUAUAUUUAAAGUUCGAGAAAUUGUGCAUUGGAUAAAAAAUAGUGUUGUGCAGCCAGACAAAUUAAAAAAAAUUCAAAUGCAAAACAAUAUUCCUGAAGGUUCAAUUUUGAAACUUGUUGCUGAUGUUAAAACAAGAUGGAAUUCGGCCUUUUUCAUGUUGGAGCGCUUCUUACAUUUGAGAAGAGUGAUAUCUGAAAUCGUAAUCGAAAGUGUUUCAGCACCCGACAUGCCAACUGCUGUAGAGAUGGAAACACUCAACCAACUUACAGCUUUAUUAAAGCCUUUUGAAUACGUCACAAGAGAAGCAUCUGGACAAAAGUAUGUCACGAUAUCCAAAAUUAUACCAAUGAUUAAUUGUUUGUCAACCAAACUUAAUAGUAUCACACCAGUCUUACCAAUUGUAAAAGAAUGCAAGGAAGUUUUAUUGAGAGAGCUGACGAAAAGGUAUGGAUUAAUUGAAUGCAAUGACCAUGCAGCCAUUGCUACUUUAUUGGAUCCAAGGUUUAAAAACCUGCAUUUUCAAGAUCCAGCAGCAUGCGGGCAAGCUAUACAAAAACUCAAAAGUAUGAUUUAUGAGCAACAAAGUAGUCCAAGUUCGGAGGAAGAUGCUUCGUCUAGUGUAACACAGGAAUAUGACUUUUGGAAAUAUCAUAAAGAGCUAGUGCAUGGUCACAAAAAGAAAUAG
This is a messenger RNA of Nylanderia fulva, 1419 nucleotides long. The record is from RefSeq and is a predicted model, not a curated record. Lineage: Eukaryota; Metazoa; Arthropoda; Insecta; Hymenoptera; Formicidae.